Dimorphilus gyrociliatus is the source of this 1255-nucleotide messenger RNA. NCBI's taxonomy places the organism in Eukaryota, Metazoa, Annelida, Polychaeta, Dinophilidae. The record is from the annotation of a GenBank genome assembly.
GAUGAAAGCUAUUCCCUUUCUUGUUGUGAUUUUCAAUGCAACUGUUUGUUAUACUUUACAAAUUAACAGAAGAAUUAUUAAUGUUGCAUCUGUGGAGAAUGGAGCAACUUGUCAAGCCAGUUCUGUGCAUCCACCACUUUCUACAGUAGACUAUACAUGUCAGAAUGCCUUAGAACCACAAUGGAUAAAUGUUUGUGAUUGGUCAGCACAUUGUUCUGGUUUAGCAUGUACUGAACAUUGGAUUAAAAUAAAUUUUAAAAAAGUUUACGAGUUAAUUGGAAUUAGUCUUAGUCAAAGAACUGUAGUGGAUGAACAUAAAAUAAAAUCAGUAGAAAUUUCAUUCAACAACUCUACUUAUAAACCAGUUUACCAAGUUGAUACAGUUGGAAAUUGUCUCCUACUAGAAGAAAUUGGAUUACAAGCAUCCAGUAUAAGUUUGAGACCUGUUCCUCCUUAUUCUCUACUAUCAAACAUUGGUUUUAAUGAAAUUUUUGCGUAUGCCUAUGAGCAGGUCUCCAGUGCUAAAGAUGACAAUGAAGAAGAAUUUAUAAAUAUUGCUGAUUCUGCAUUAGGAGCUACUUGUGUAAGCAAUACUUCAAAAGAAAAUUAUCCAUGUGAUAAUGCUCUUAAUAGACUUAUGCCUAUUGAUUUCAUACUAAAAUGUGGAGCAAAUCAAUCACCUGUGACAUCAUGUGUAGGCAAAUAUAUAGAAAUAACAUUUGCAUUUCCAGCUGUACCACAAAUUAUUUGCUAUAAGAACAAAAGACAAAUUCAAAGUUUAAUAAAAGCUGUGAGUUUGUUAUGGAGUUCAGGGUUUGCUGAUGAAUUGAAUAAUUUGGCUCAGGAUAAUAUGUAUCAUUGCUUAACCUAUAAGCAUUUAAAAAUUGAGUCAUCAUUGAAAGUUACCAUAGCAGAUGUUUAUGGAAACAAUGAUGUUGGAUUCAAUCAUUUUAAAGUUUGUACAAAAAAAACUGAAGAGAAUAUACUCUGGAUUCAAGGUACAAAUUAUACAUUCUAUAGUCUACAAGAUAUAUACCAUGGAAAGUACAAUCUACAAUCCAUUAAGUUCAAGGUUAAAGAAACUAGUGAACCUUUUGUGGAUAUUGUUACAUUUGGUUUGUCACAAUCAUUAAUUCAAUGCAAUGAAUGGAGUAUAUUUUGGUUGGAUAUAAAUGACAAUGAAAUUAAUUAUGGUAAAGGAGAAACCUAUGGCAAAGAUAUAUUGGCAACUAUUCAAACAACACUUCAAAAAUGA